This is a messenger RNA of Microplitis demolitor, 669 nucleotides long. Its product is annotated as zinc finger protein 652. NCBI's taxonomy places the organism in Eukaryota, Metazoa, Arthropoda, Insecta, Hymenoptera, Braconidae. Gene Ontology annotation, biological process: regulation of transcription by RNA polymerase II. Gene Ontology annotation, molecular function: chromatin insulator sequence binding. Bases 1 to 669 code for a protein of 222 amino acids. Gene Ontology annotation, cellular component: chromosome. The transcript has 3 exons. The record is from RefSeq and is a predicted model, not a curated record.
AUGAUGAUAAUUAUAACAAUAGUAAAUAUCAAGGAAUUUUUGGCGGUAUCGCAGUCGUCCUCAGACGCGGAAGAUAAUUAUCCACAAAAUCUUCUUGGUGUCGCGUACAAAACUUCGGUUAAUGAAUCAAAAGAAGUGCGAGAUCGUGAUGGAAAAUAUGUCUGUACAAAAUGUGGCAAAUCUUAUAUCGCUGCGACAUCACUGAGACGGCACAGACGUCUCGAGUGUGGCGUCGAUCCAUCUGAGAAAUGUCACAUUUGUAACAGACGAUUCAGACACAAAUUUGUUCUUACUGCUCAUGCGCUAACAUUUUUUUUUGUUGUGCUUGCAGCCUUUAAAAUCGAACGGGUAUGGAGCUGGUGCGUAAAGAGCGAAGACAACGCGAGUAAUCCAGAGGAAGAACUUUCAGCAAAUCCUGACCCAGAAGCUGAGGGCCAAAAACAAAUCCUACCGCGAACCAGAUUCAACACGACAUUCGUGUGCGCUUCUUGUGGACGAAGAUACGCUCGCAAAAGCUCUCUAAGACGUCACAAAAAAAAAUGCGUCGUCGAACCGACACUUCAGUGCAUCAUCUGCGAGGAAAAGUUUUACAAAAACUACCAGCUUGAAUUGCACAUGAAACAAUGCCUUAAACGUAUACAGAAACAUGAUACGUCUGAUAAUAUAUAA